CGCCGCGGCUCCCGGGAUGCGCGGAGGCGGCGGCGAUGGCGAUGAUGCCUCCAGUCCUGCAUCAUCCAGAGCGGCAGGCGGAGCUGGGGUCGGGACUGCGAGAUGGAGGAGGAGGGGCGGCGCUGCGGCCACCCGGCAGGCUUAUCUGCCUUGGACCACUUUUGUCACAUAUUGUUCAUCUGUGAGUUGAGGCCCUGACUCCUUUCUCACCGAGUAUUUUUGGGGAGCAGAAGGAGGAGACAUUUCUCUCUGAAGAUGAACUCAACAGACCACCUUCAGGAUGCCCCCAAUGCCACCUCGCUCCAUGUGCCUCACUUGCAGGAAGGAAACAGCACCUCUCUGCAGGAGGGUCUUCAGGAUCUCAUCCACACAGCCACCUUGGUGACCUGUACUUUUCUACUCACGGUCAUCUUCUGCCUGGGUUCCUACGGCAACUUCAUUGUCUUCUUGUCCUUCUUCGAUCCAGCCUUCAGGAAAUUCAGAACCAACUUUGAUUUCAUGAUCCUGAACCUGUCCUUCUGUGACCUCUUCAUUUGUGGAGUGACGGCCCCCAUGUUCACCUUCGUGUUAUUCUUCAGCUCAGCCAGUAGCAUCCCAGAUGCUUUCUGCUUCACUUUCCAUCUCACCAGUUCAGGCUUCAUCAUCAUGUCCCUGAAGACAGUGGCAGUGAUUGCCCUGCACCGGCUCCGGAUGGUGUUGGGGAAGCAGCCGAAUCGCACGGCCUCCUUUGCCUGCACCUUACUCCUCACCCUGCUUCUCUGGGCCACCAGUUUCACCCUUGCCACCUUGGCUACCUUGAAAACCAGCAAGUCUCACCUCUGUCUUCCCAUGGCCAGUCUGAUUGCUGGAAAAGGGAAAGCCAUUUUGUCUCUCUAUGUGGUCGACUUCACCUUCUGUGUGGCUGUGGUCUCUGUCUCUUACAUCAUGAUUGCCCAGACCCUGCGAAAGAACGCUCAAGUCAGAAAGUGCCCCCCUGUAAUCACAGUCGAUGCUUCCAGACCACAGCCUUUCAUGGGGGUCCCCGUGCAGGGAGGUGGAGACCCCAUCCAGUGUGCCAUGCCGGCUCUGUAUAGGAACCAGAAUUACAACAAACUGCAGCACGUUCAGACCCGUGGAUAUACCAAGAGUCCCAACCAGCUGGUCACCCCUGCAGCCAGCCGACUCCAGCUGGUAUCAGCCAUCAACCUCUCCACUGCCAAGGAUUCCAAAGCCGUGGUCACCUGUGUGAUCAUCGUGCUGUCAGUCCUGGUGUGCUGUCUUCCACUGGGGAUUUCCCUGGUACAGGUGGUUCUGUCCAGUAAUGGGAGCUUCAUUCUUUACCAGUUUGAAUUGUUUGGAUUUACCCUUAUAUUUUUCAAGUCAGGAUUAAACCCUUUUAUAUAUUCUCGGAACAGUGCAGGGCUGAGAAGGAAAGUGCUCUGGUGCCUCCAAUACAUAGGCCUGGGUGUUUUCUGCUGCAAACAAAAGACUCGACUUCGAGCCAUGGGAAAAGGGAACCUCGAAGUCAACAGAAACAAAUCCUCCCAUCAUGAAACAAACUCUGCCUACAUGUUAUCUCCAAAGCCACAGAAGAAAUUUGUGGACCAGGCCUGUGGCCCAAGUCAUUCAAAGGAAAGUGUGGUGAGUCCCAAGAUCUCUGCUGGACAUCAGCACUGUGGUCAAAGCAGCUCAACCCCCAUCAACACGCGGAUUGAACCUUACUACAGCAUAUAUAAUAGCAGCCCUUCCCAGGAGGAGAGCAGCCCAUGUAACUUACAGCCAGUAAACUCUUUUGGAUUUGCCAGUUCCUAUAUUGCCAUGCAUUACCACACCACUAAUGACUUAAUGCAGGAAUAUGACAGCACUUCUGCCAAGCAGAUUCCAGUCCCCUCCGUUUAAAGUCACAGAGGCUAUAGGAUCUUAUGUAGACAGUCUUUGUUUCUGAUACUAACUGACUUUAUUCUAACUUUGAGAUCAAUGGCAGAUCGAAACUUAAAAGAUUCAACUGAAAAGCUGGCAGUUAUGAUUUUCUUUCGUUCAAUGUGUCCGUAUCUGUUGAUUUGCUUUGUAGUUUAUUGACAUCUUAAGAUUUGAUGUGAAAGUUUUAGAUUUUUACCCUGAGCUUUGCCUCAGUCUUUUGUACCUAACCUUUAAAUAGAUGCCAGGAAUGAAGCUACGGUGUUAAAAGUCAACUGAUUAUCAUGAUGUGAGUCAAUGUUAUGUGUCUUCAAAAUAAGAUAUUGGCUGGAUCUUUUUUAAAGAAUGUGACAGUAGGAUUUUUGCUGAGAUGUUAUUUUUAUUAACUGAAUUGUAGAUUUUGAUUUUUUUGAAGUGUCGAAAUAGGGAACACUACACCUUUUUGGUAGCAGGUUGAUUUGAAUAAAUAAUAUAUUGUUAGCUGGGUGCAGUGGUGUGCAGCUGUCAUCCCAGUUACUUGGGAGGCUGAGGCAGGAGGAUCGCUUGAGCCCAGAAUUAUAAGUCCAGCCUGGGCAAUGCAGCAAGACCCUGUCUCUAAAAGAAAUUUAUAUAUUCUUAAAGCAGAAAAGGAAAUAACUCUGUCUUUAACAGAAACACUCACACAGGCAUUAGGUAGUUUUCUUUCAUAGGACAGUCAACUGAGAAUAUAGUAUUAUGAUUAUUGCCAUUUCUUAUAGACAUAUUUUAUGUCACUUGAGUAGGUUUUCAGUUUUGGUUGUUUUUUUUUUUUUUUUUUUUUUUUUUAUAAAGACGGGGUGUCACCAUACUGGUCAGGCUGGUCUUGAACUCCCGACCUCAGGUGAUCCGCCCACCUUGGCCUCCAAAGUGCUUGGAUUACAGGCAUGAGCCACCAUGCCCGGCCGGUUUUCAGUUCUUUUGAAAAGAACUGUAUUUUGCUUGUAUAAAAGUGAAUUAUUUCGAGCCGGGUGCGGUGGCUCACGCCUGUAAUCCCAGCACUUUGGGAGGCCGAGGCGGGUGGAUCACAAGGUCAAGAGAUCGAGUCCAUCCUGGUCAACAUGGUGAAACCCCAUCUCUACUAAAAAUACAAAAAAUUAGCUGGGCAUGGUAGCACAUGCCUGUAGUCCCAGCUACUCAGGAGGCUGAGGCAGGAGAAUUGCCUGAACCCAGAAGGCGGAGGCUGUGGUGAGCCGAGAUCGUGCCAUUGCACUCCAGCCUGGUUAACAAGAGUGAAACUCCCUCUCAAAAAAAAAAAAUGAAUUAUUUCUUGUUUCUUUUGAGAUGGAGUCUCGCUCUGCCACCCAGGCUGGAGUGCAGUGGUACGAUAUCUGCUCACUGCAAACUCCACCUCCCACACUCAAGCGAUUCUCCUUCCUUAGGCUCCCAAGUAGGUGGGAUUAUAGGUGCCCGCCACCAUGCCCAGCUCAUUUUUGUAUUUUUAGUAGAGACAGGGUUUCAUCAUGUUGGCCAGGGUGGUCUUGAACUCCUGACCUCAGGUAAUCUGCCUGCCUUGGUCUCCCAAAGUGCUGAGAUUACAGGUGUGAGCCACCCCACCUAACCCAAAAGUGAAUUGUUUCUGAAUGCUCUUAUUCAAGAAGCCUACUGGAGUACUGCAUCUGUGGUAGAGAUACACUGUUCCUGGGAGAGUAGCACUGCUGUAAUCAUCUUAGUUAGUGUUCUGUGGAAAACAACGUGGACUCCUGUCACUCAUCGGGCAAUAUUUACUAUUGCUUAACAAGGUGUAGAGAUGGGAUUGGAAGUGUUUUGAUUUAUGUUUUCCUUCUGUGUGAGAAGAGUUUACUAACCACCUGACAGUAUUCAAGUAACUAUUUUAAAAUGACUUCAUUUUUUGUCUUUAUAUAUUACUAUGGUAGAAAAAUUCUCAAGAUAAUCUAUUUUCAGACUAAUUGUUUUAUUCCUCUCCCAUUAAUCUUAAACUGGAGAUCGACAGAAAGAAAAAAUAGAUUAAGUAUUUCUAUACCUGAAACUAAUUUUAUUAUAUGCUCUGCAAUUCCUAGCAUAACAACUGUGAACUCAUAUUUUUAUGUAAAAAUAUUUUCAUUAUACAGUUAAUAUUUGAACUCACUAGGUUUUUAAAUGUUAGACAUACAAGAUGAGCAUCAAAAUACAACACUUAUCUUUAUAAAUUGUCAUAUUCAAAAAUUAUUAUAGAUUGGAAGGUACUUUGUUUCUUUGAAUGAAAGGCUUUUUUUUCUUUCUUUCUUUUUUUUUUUUUUUUGUAGAGACAAAGUCUCACUCUGUCACCCAGGCUAGAGUGCAGUGGCAUGAUCUCAGCUCACUGCAACCUCCACCUCCUGGGUUCAAGCAAUCCUCCUGCCUCAGCCUUCUGAGUAGCUGGGAUUACAGGUAUGCACCACCACACCUGGCUAAUUUUUGUAUUUUUAGUAGAGAUGGGGUUUCACCAUGUUAGCCAGGCUGGUCUCAAAUUCCUGACCUCAUAAUCCACACACCUUGGCCUCCCAAAGUGCUGGGAUUACAGGCAUGAGCCACCACACCUGGCCUAUUAUCUCUUUUUAACAAAGAAGAAAUCUAAUAUUCUCUCCCAAGAUCACACAAAGAAUUAUGGCAAAUUAGGAAUUAGGUUUUUGUCUUAAUUCGAAACCUGAAAUUUACUCCAGUAUGCCCAAACUGCUUUAUAAUGAAUACAACAUUAAUCAAGAGUCACAUUUUUAUUUUUAUUUAUUUUCUUUUUCUAGGUCAGUGCAAAAGUAGUGAAUCACAUUUUUAAAGGCAUAUAUCUAUUUUUCUGGCUAGGCAUUUCAAAUGUGAUUUAAUAAAAGGUUAACACAAAAGUAAUUUCUGCUUAUAAAAUUUAAAGUGGCAGAUUUUCUGUGUGACAUUUGAGUUUGAGAUGAUUUGGCAUGAGGGCCAGCACCGGUAGGUAAAAAUUAUAGCACAAAGAAAACUAAGCAGGUGCAUAUGAGGUAUUGUCUCUUUAUGCUCAUCAAAUAAUUCUCUCCAAAAGUUUUAAAAAAAGAAAUUAUUGUUAUAAAUUGCAUGAAAUAUAUAGUGGGCUAGAUUCGUAGCCCCCCUCCAUAUCUAUAUCUCUAUACAUAGAUAUAGAGAUAUAGACAUAACUUGUUUCUUCAUAAGUUACAUAUGUCUGCCUCUGUGUCAUCAUAAUAAAGAUGUCAUGAUGAUACAGGUAGAGGUAGACAUAUAAAACUUAUCUCUUCAUAAGGGCUAAAAUGAGAACUAAAAGUAAUGAGAAUUCAGUUGAGUAUGAUUAAUUAGCAGGACAUGUUAAUUAGUUCUCUUGAUGCUUUACUGUGAUGCAAAGUUUGUGAUGUAUUUUAAACAUUUUAUAAUAAUUGUUCUUAUGUUAACCAUUAGGCAAGAUUUGUAUUUCUAAUGCUUUUAAUGUUCUUUUAAAAUAAUGUUUGGAAAAUAAAAAUAACUGAAAAUCUUAA
Messenger RNA from Callithrix jacchus (white-tufted-ear marmoset), 5345 nucleotides. It is a transcript of the gene GPR75, whose product is annotated as G protein-coupled receptor 75. Gene Ontology annotation, biological process: G protein-coupled receptor signaling pathway. Gene Ontology annotation, molecular function: C-C chemokine receptor activity. The record is from RefSeq and is a predicted model, not a curated record. Gene Ontology annotation, cellular component: plasma membrane. Lineage: Eukaryota; Metazoa; Chordata; Mammalia; Primates; Cebidae.